GCACUGCUGGCGCAGUUGGUGGCGCCAUAGUAGUUGGGGGACAAGAUGGCGGCUGAGGGGCUGGAGGUGGCGGGGAGCACAAGCUGUGGCGGAGCCGGGACCGAGAGGGCCCUCGGCGGGGGAGGCGAGGGCGGCGAGAGCGGCCUGGACAUUGGCGGUCCCAACCAAGACUUGCUUCCAGACCCGCCAAGUGACAGUAUCAGUAAGCAAGAAGACACCAAAGCAGUGCAAGGGUGCAAUGGAGUUAACACUGAAGCCAGCGUGUCAAGGCUCAAGGACCCCUAUGCAAGUGAAGAGAACUGUCAAUAUCCUGCCCCCGAGGAGGAACACGCAGCAGUGGCUACCCCUGUGGCAACGGAAGAAGCCUCCCUCUCAUACCCUCUGGAGUUUGAGAAGUACUGGAAGGCAGCUCACGAGAAUCCUCAUGACUUCACAGCAUGGACCGAACUGCUGCAGUAUGUGGAACAAGAGAAUCACAUCUUUGCAGCACGAAAAGCUUUCGACGCCUUUUUUGCUCGCUACCCCUACUGCUACGGCUACUGGAAGAAGUAUGCGGACAUGGAGAGGCGCUUCGACUUCAGCAAGGAGACAGAGGAGGUGUUCGAACGAGGGCUGCAGUCCAUCCCCCUCAGCAUGGACCUCUGGAUCCAUUACAUUUCUUACUUACAGGCCACCUUAGAUAUGAACCUUCCUGAGUCCAUACAGAAGAUCCACAGUGUGUUUGAGUCAGCCGUGGCUGCUGCAGGAAUGGACUUCCGCUCAGACAAACUGUGGGAGAUGUAUGUGGAGUGGGAGAAAGAACAAGGUGACCUGAAGGCCAUCACAGCAAUUUAUGACCGAGUGCUCUCCACACCAACCCAGCUGUACAGCCACCACUGGGAAAAGUUCAAGGAGCAUGUGAUGAGCAACUCCCCCAAAGACAUCCUGUCUGCAGAGGAGCUGCUCUGGUUGCAAUCCAAGAUCACCACGGACACAGUACAGAAAAGUGUGGAGACAGAGGUGGAGGAGGUGCCGCCUGGGGAAGACCUGCCUCCGGGGGUGGAAGUGAAGUCCGAAACAGGAGCGGAUGCCCAGGUACCACGCUUCUCAGCCUCCUACCCAAAUGAUGCAGACUUUGACAGUUAUUCUGAGCUGACAUCUGCUGUCAGGGGAGACCUGGACCAGGACAAGAUCCGGGAGCUUGUUAUUUCCAUCCGGCAGCAAGUGUACACCCAGAACGAGACAGAAGUCAGCAAGCGCUGGAACUUUGAGGAAGGGAUCAAGAGGCCAUACUUUCAUGUCAAGCCGCUGGAACGAGCACAGCUGAAGAACUGGCGUGACUAUCUGGACUAUGAGAUCACCAGUGGCUCCCACGAGCGCACCAUUGUGCUUUUUGAGCGCUGCGUCAUUGCCUGUGCCCUCUACGAGGAGUUCUGGAUCAAGUACACGAAAUACCUUGAGAACCACACUGUGGCUGGGGCCAGGAGCGUCUUCCAACGAGCUUGUGGCUACCACCUCCCCAGGAAGCCCAACAUCCACCUCCUGUGGGCUGCAUUUGAAGAGAAACAAGGAGACCUGGAGGAGGCACGUCGCAUCUUGAAGUCUUAUGAGGAGUCCAUCCCUGGGCUGGCUAUGGUUCGGCUGCGGAGGGUGAGCCUGGAGCGGCGACAUGGCAACCUGGAGGCAGCUGAGGCUCUGCUGCAGGAAGCCAUACGAGACAAUGAGGGGAUGCCCCUGGCCUCAUUCUAUGCCAUCAAGCUGGCCCGACAGGUGUUGAAAGUGCAGAAAAAUCUGAUAAAGGCUCGGAAGGUUCUCAUGGAAGCACUAGAGAAAGACCCGGAAAAUGCAAAGCUCUACACCAACCUCCUGGAGAUAGAGUUCAGCGCUGAUGUCAGGCAGAAUGAAGGCAACACCAUGAACUGCUUUGAGAGAGCCCUGAGCAGUGGCCUCCCUGAGGAGACGAAGAUUGUCUUCUCACAGCGCAGAGUGGAGUUCCUUGAGGACUUUGGGUCCAGCAUACACAGCUUGCUGACAGCGUAUGAUGAACACCAAAAGUUCCUCAAACACCAGAUGACCAGGAAAAGAGCCCCUGAAAAUGGCUGCACUGACGAACCAGAAGACAAAAAGCUGAGAGCUGAGGACUCUCCUGGGAUGGUCAACCCUGCGGUCACUACUGCAGGCAUCCCACCACUGAUGGGUGGAGAUAUCAAUCCAACAGCCGCUUAUAACUACAGCACCUGGUAUCAGAACUACGGCGUCUACGGGUAUCAGAAUCCAUGGAACUACAGCCAAUAUUACUCUCAGAGCUGAAAGUGACGGUGUGAGAUGCAUGACCAGUUCAAAAGUUCAAGGAGUAGCCGCUUUACACUUGCUUCCAAGAAAACAAGAAGUGACAGGAAAGUGGCUGUUGACUCUCUUUGUAAGAGAGGGAAACUGAACUGCCUUGUUAAAAAGCCCCAUUUCUCCUCUCAUUGCAGUGAGCUGCCCUAACUCCUUCCUUAGCCCACAUUACGAACCAGGUUAGAUCAUGUCUAGCCUUCACCUCUAAUGGCAGCCACAGAGUGGGCACUGCCUCUUUGCACUGAACUGAUCUCUUUCAGGUGGAAAUGUCUAAGAAUCCCUUCCUGUAUACAGGACUCACACUGGCCUCACUGCAGACACAAUGGGGAUCCAAAAGCUGAACUCAUUAGCAGCAGUAACAAAGGAACAAUCCCUUAUUGGAGCUCAUAGAGCAGAACUUUUUUUUUUAUUAAUUUUAUUGGAACAGGCACCCAGGGAAGGGUCAUUUUGUAAACUUUUCCUGUACAUUUCAUGUGGUAUAAAUAAAUGUGCAAUUAAGCAGA
This is a messenger RNA of Chrysemys picta bellii (western painted turtle), 2822 nucleotides long. RefSeq names its product pre-mRNA-processing factor 39-like. Gene Ontology annotation, cellular component: U2-type prespliceosome; commitment complex; U1 snRNP. Gene Ontology annotation, biological process: RNA processing; mRNA 5'-splice site recognition. The record is from RefSeq and is a predicted model, not a curated record. NCBI's taxonomy places the organism in Eukaryota, Metazoa, Chordata, Testudines, Emydidae. Gene Ontology annotation, molecular function: pre-mRNA 5'-splice site binding; protein binding.